GGGGGUGGAAAUGGGGAAUUUUGGUGCCCUGCGGGUGGAUUGAUUUAUGAGAAUUAUGGGUUUUGAUCGAUGCUACCUGUCUCUUUUGUGAUCCUAGCGAUAUGCGGUGUGGUUGUAGUAUAUACUGAUCUUACAUGUUAGUUCAUCUCCCCGAUUUUACCAGCUAGAUUUACUAUAUGUCACCGAUUUAUUCGUGAUUUACUAUCAGUUGGCAUCAGAACUUUUUGGCUGCAAAUCGAUAGAGCAAUUCCAGAUUGAGAACGAUUGGGAGUUCGAAGCAAUAUAAUUGUGAUGCGAUGAAUUGCGUAUGGAAUAGCAUAUCCAGCACUAUGUUCAGAAUUCUCUAUAUUUUGAUUUGAUCCAAUAACAAUAAUAAGAUACUAUAUAUUUUCAUUCGUGGUCUCGGUACAGUACCUAGUGGACAUUAAGAAUAAAUGUCAGAUGCUAGUUUGUUGUGUGGUAGGAAGAAUCUGUGGCCUUUGAGUGUGUUUUGGUUUUGGAAUGUCUUGAUACUGGUCUACCUAACUGCUGCUUUCUUCCUUCACACAGUUUCACCCACUGUAGUUACUUAGUCAGCUCCUUACAAUUUGCGCCUUCAAUUAUAAGCAAGCUUCUUAUUUGUUCUUUUUAGCUUUCUUAUUGUGAAUAGUGAAGUGGGUGCUUUCUGGAUGUUGAUGUUCCCACCUGGAAGUAUUUAGGAAUGGCAUGAGGGACUUCUUAUCUAGGUACUGUGGGGUUGCAAGGUUUGUGUCACAGGAAUUAACCCAUAGCAUUUGGGUGAUCAAAAUGGUGGCAUAUUGAUUCCUUUUAUUCAAGCAGUAUUUUUUUCGAACGCACAUUAUUCAAGCAAUAUGGGAGCUAAUUGUUGCAUAGCUGCAAAGGAGAGGACACAGCCAUGUGUGACUCCAGUAGAAGUUUCAGCAUACAGGAAUGUAAGACACUCACCAUCAUGGAGCUUCCGAUGGGACAACCGAACACACAUAGAAGACAUAAUGGAACUACCUACGUUGUUUUCCAACCAUAGUAGUGGAAGCAUGCGGCCUGAAACAAAGAGUGGUUCCAUUGCACCAACUGAAGGCUUUUCUAAUGGAAAUAGCCCUUCUGAUGUGUUUCAUAGGGCAAAGUGGCACAAAUCUGACAAGAAAGUGGAAACAUCUAAGGUUACAAAAGCUGAUCCCCAAGCUGAUUGUUCUACAGCAAGUAAUUCUUCCCCUGAGGCAAAGCUUUCCAGGAAAUCACUGGACAUGUUAAGUGUUGCUUCAGAUUCGAAGACAUCACUAUCUGUUCCUUCAAUGCCACCCUUAGUAUCCAGAGCAGGGGCUUCAUCCUCCAGGGGUCAUUCUCAGCCAACCGACUCAGAAUCAAUGAAGAAAGCACGACAAUCACCAGGGUAUCAAUUGUAUAGACAGGUCACGGACAGCAAAAUUCCAUCUCUCAGAUCUCUCAAUGAGAUCAGCUCUCCUGAAGGAAGGCCAUCCUCCUCCAUGCUGUCAGUCUGCAGCAAUGAUUUAUCAGCUGCAGGAUCCCAUGGUGAGUCAUCUGAUGGCUGGUCAAUGCGCACAUUUUCUGAAAUGGUUGUGACAUCCCAAAGAGAGAGGUGGUCACUAGACAGUGAGCUAUUAGGUUCCAUUUCCAGUAAAAUGACUAGAUCAAGUGCUUCAAAUCCUACUACCCUCCCCCCUGACCAAGAGGUGUGCAAGCUGUGUUUAAAGUUGUUAAAGGAAAGGUCGACGUGGAAUGCUCAGGAGCUGGCUGUUGUAGCUGUUUUAUUGUGUGGCCAUGUCUACCAUGCUGACUGUUUGGAUAGCAUAACUACCGAAGCUGACAAAUAUGAUCCUCCAUGCCCUGUAUGCACGCAUGGUGGGAAAUGUACAGUGAAGCUAUUUGGGAAGCUGGAAUCAAAGAUUAAGAACAAGGUACCAAAAAAUGUGAUAGUUGAUAUUGAUCUAGAUGGGAACAAUAAGAACCAGAAGAAAAGUAGAAGAGAACCCAGGUUAGGGACAAGUUCUAGUAUGAGGGUCCCAUUUAGUCGGCCAUCUUUGAGGAGGCAUUUCUCAAUUGUUUCUCGACGACUGCGAUCGGCCUCAGAGAGUGAGUCAGCGAGAAAGAAGGGCUUUUGGACGAGGCACUGGAAAGAGUAACCUAGCUCACGAUCAUUGUAAGGAAGGAUUUUUAAGAGGAGGUGAACUCCCAAGCAUGCAUGGUGAUGGAUACUCCGGUCAAUGUCAAACUGGUGCCAGGGCUGUCGAACAACCACCAUAUUGGAAUCGGAAGUUCGUCGCUGCCAUCAUAUUCAGAGAGGCAGGCACCACCCCGUGCGAUCACAGGGCUCAGGGUAGUAUAAUAACGUCUCAUAUACCAUGCGACAGUAGACCCAGGUUGCAGUUUUUAGUUAUAGUAGCAAGUAGUCUAACAGAAGGUUUGGCCUUAAGGAAGUAAGGCCCAGUGUUGGGUUGCAAGGUUAUAACCCCAGCAUGCUAGGUUAUUAUUGUAUUCGCAGUUGUUUUGUAUGAUUGCUUAUGGCACUCGUUGUUUGAUCGCAUGCUUGUUGCUGAGAGAUGCUAUUUUCCGAUGGGACAGAUUCCCUCACGGAGGAGCGCACGUACCGAAUAACUAUGGUUAUGUGCUGAUUUUAUAGUUACAAAAGUGCGUCUGGAAUCUGGAUGUUGGGUCAUAUAUACAAUCAAGAGAAUUUAUCCCACU
Phragmites australis (common reed) is the source of this 2703-nucleotide messenger RNA. RefSeq lists its product as uncharacterized. Gene Ontology annotation, molecular function: metal ion binding. The record is from RefSeq and is a predicted model, not a curated record. The transcript is spliced from 5 exons. Lineage: Eukaryota; Viridiplantae; Streptophyta; Magnoliopsida; Poales; Poaceae. The coding region runs from base 852 to 2141 and encodes 429 amino acids.